This is a messenger RNA of Hypanus sabinus (Atlantic stingray), 14497 nucleotides long. Its product is annotated as protocadherin-16-like. Gene Ontology annotation, biological process: homophilic cell-cell adhesion. The record is from RefSeq and is a predicted model, not a curated record. Gene Ontology annotation, molecular function: calcium ion binding. The transcript has 21 exons. The coding region runs from base 268 to 9975 and encodes 3235 amino acids. Gene Ontology annotation, cellular component: plasma membrane. Lineage: Eukaryota; Metazoa; Chordata; Chondrichthyes; Myliobatiformes; Dasyatidae.
UCCUUUUUCCUCUUGGGUUGGGGUCUGUCUGAGUCCCAUCGGGGGCGGGGAGUGGGCCGGACGGAGUUGACGCGUUUGUGGCCCCGGCGCUGCUUGUGUCUCCGCUCGGCAGCGGGAUGUGAGUCCGACCCAGUGGAGGCAGCUCCCGGGGAACCGCUGCGUUUCUCAACGAACGGCUCGGCGGCAUCUCGCGGAGAAAGGUGGCCGGAUUUGGAUUUUAAAGAAAUUCCUUGAAGAAAGAAGGCGGGAGUAACGUCGAAAGGGAUUAUGGAUUCAGUAAGGAGGCCACUAGGCAAGUGCCAAGGUGUCUCUCAGUGGCUUCAUGUGACGUUGGGAAUCCUAGUUGGAUGGUCUGUGACAGGAUCAAGCGAACCUUUGGUUCUUCGUAUUGAUGAAGAACAGCCACCUUUCAGUAUCAUCGGUGAUAUAAAUGCAGGGCUUCCACCCGGUCACAUAACCAGCAGUUUCUUUACACAUGAGACCGAUGGCACCGGUAUGUCUUCCGACUUAAUCAUUGAUGAAAUAACAGGGAUUAUUAAGACUGCCAGGGUAUUGGAUCGUGAGUCUCGGGAUAAGUACAAGUUUGUUGCGGUGAAUUUGGGAGGUGAUACAGUUGAGGUGGUGAUAUUAGUCAAUGAUAUAAAUGACAAUGCUCCGGUCUUUCCUACCAGUCAGAUGCGACUUAAAAUACCUGAGCAAACGCCUGUGGGAACACGAUUCCGCCUAGAUUCAGCUAUUGAUGCAGAUGGGGGUCAAUUUAGCACACAGGGAUAUCUUAUACAAGAUGGAAAUGUUGGGCAAUCCUUUAGGCUGGAAACCAAAAGGCUAACAGAAACAUUAGACCUGGAACUUGUGGUCAAUAAUCCUCUGGACAGGGAAGAGAGAUCCACUUACACUUUGAUAAUUGAAGCUUUUGAUGGUGGAACUCCACGCAAAACAAGUCAGAUGACUUUGUACAUCUCUAUUUUGGAUGUUAAUGACAAUGCGCCAGUGUUUAAUCAGACUCGAUACCAUGCCAUAAUUUCCGAAAGUUUACAGCCUGGAACCAGCUUUCUUCAGGUGUUUGCCACUGACAUAGAUGAAGGAAAUAAUGGUGUGGUUAUUUAUGAGAUCAACAGGAGGCAGAGUGAUCCCAGCCAAUACUUCGCCAUAGAUUCAAAGACUGGUGUAAUCAAGUUAAAUAAAGGAUUGGAUUAUGAAAUGAAGAAAGUCCAUGAGCUGGUGGUCCAAGCUCGAGACAAUGCCUCACAGCCUGAACUAACAACAGCAUUUGUUACUGUUCAGGUGAAAGAUUACAAUGACAACCAACCCACUCUUACUAUCAUCUUUCUCAGUGAAGAUGGAUCACCUCACAUCUCAGAGGGAGCUCAGCCUGGCCAAUUUGUGGCCAGAAUCUCAGUGUCUGAUCCUGAUUAUGGAGAAUAUGCCAAAGUCAAUGUGUCUUUGGAAGGUGGUGAUGGUAAAUUUGGACUGACUACCAAGGACAAUAUUAUUUAUUUGAUAUGUGUGGACCAGAUGUUAGACCGAGAGGAGAAAGAUAGUUACCAACUCAGUGUUACAGCAACUGAUUCUGGAACACCACCUCUGAGGGCAGAAUCCACAUUCACCAUUCAUGUAACUGAUGUUAAUGAUAAUCCACCAGUCUUUGACCGUUCAGGGUACAGACAGUCCAUUCCAGAGGUUCUAUACCCUGGGAGCUUUGUGCUGCAAGUAACAGCAAGAGAUAAAGAUGAAGGUGCUAAUGGUGAUAUUGUGUACAGCAUUGUUAAUAGCCCAGAAUCUCAUUCUGAUUGGUUCACCAUUGAUUGGGCUACUGGAGUGAUUACUACAGCAUCAGCACUGGAUUACGAGGCAGAUCCAGCUCCCAUGUUGACGGUGGUGGCGACUGAUCGAGGAAGCAAGCCCAUGUCUUCCUCCGUUACUGUCACCAUUGCGAUCCAGGAUGUGAAUGAUAAUGAGCCUGUAUUCAGCAAAAACUUCUAUAAUGCAUCAAUCAAGGAAAAUGAACCAGCUGGGACCUGCUUCCUCCAGAUCUCUGCCACCGAUGCUGACAGUGGAAGUUUUGGAAGUGUUACGUAUUCAAUUGGUUCUGGAAUUGGCAGCUUGCCACCUACUCAGUUCACUGUCGACCAACACACAGGUCAAAUCUGCACCUCAGGAGCCUUGGACAGGGAUGAGGAGCCCGACCAUUAUGAAUUCACAGUGACUGCUGUUGAUGGGGGUGGCCUGAACUCUAUGGCCUAUGUCAAAGUUUACCUGGAUGAUAUCAAUGACAACAGGCCAGUGUUCUACCCCGUGCAGUAUGCAGCCAGCCUAAGCACACAGAGUCUGCCAGGAACAGUAGUGCUCAAAGUCUUUGCUUACGACAAGGAUGGAGGACGGAAUGGAAAGCUGACCUAUCAGAUCGUUGCAGGCAACCUGCCUCCCCUGUUCACCCUCAACAGAGACACAGGAGUUAUUUCACUUGCAUCUUCACUGCGCUCUGGAGGAGACUCAGUGCAGCAUCUGGUCAUCUCCGCCCAGGAUUCCGGUGGACUCUCCUGCCUGGUCAAUGCUGUCGUAAACAUCAGCAUCGUCUCAGGUUCCAUUUCACCACCGCUCUUUGAGCAAGCUCAGUACUUCUUCACUGUGCCUGAGGACCUGAGAGGUGGCUCCCCAGUUGGCCGUGUUCGGGCUUCAAACUCCCCAGGUCACUCUGAUGCUGUCUUUUAUACCAUUUCCUCUGGAGACCCCAAUGGCUACUUUGUGAUCGACCGCAGCUCGGGUUUGAUUACAACGAACGUCCCGCUUGAUCAUGAGUCUCAUCCUGUUAUAAUACUGGAUGUCCAGGCACACAGUGGCUCUCCGCCUGCCUACAGUGGCACCAAGGUCAAGAUCAUGGUUUCUGAUGUCAAUGACAACACACCAAAAUUUCCAACCUCUUCUGAGUCUAUUCUUGUUCCAGAAAACACAGAGAUUGGUUCCAUCAUCUACACGGCCAAUGCAGAGGACCAGGACAGUGGGGCAAAUGGCCAAGUUCAGUUUGAUCUCAUCUCUGGCUUGGAGAAGACUUUCAGCAUUGAUCGAACUUCUGGCAAGCUCCGUCUGAUUGGAGCCUUGAGCUACGAGACAGUAGCACGCUAUGAGCUGGAGAUUGUGGCCAAGGACAGUGGUGCUCCCCAGCUCAGCUCGACAUUUACUCUCGUUGUUCAUGUGCAGGACCAGAGUGACACUGCCCCAAUCUUCGAUACUUUGACCUAUCGGGUCGAGGUGAAAGAGGGAACACCUAUUAAUCGCCAUUUCCUCCAGGUGCGUGCAUUAAGCCAGGACACCAGAGGAGGCCACAUCACCUACCACUUGCAUCCUGAUGAAGACUCUGCCAACUUUGGGAUCGUCUCAGAGAGUGGCUGGUUGUUUGUGAAGAGUGUUCUGGAUCGGGAGAACAAGGACCUCUUCAGCCUCACUGUCGUUGCCUCCAGCACUGAGGGUGAACAGACAAAAACAGGGACCACAAUGGUCAGAAUCUGUAUCACGGAUGUGAAUGAUAAUGUGCCAAAACUCAGCGAGGACAUUUACUUCUUCACUGUGCAAGAGAAUGUGCCACCAGCAAUGACCAUUGGGCGUAUCUUGGCCACAGAUCGCGAUCAUGGACUCAACAGCAAGCUGACCUACAGACUGCAGCCAACACACACAAGUUUCCACAUCAAUCCACAGACUGGUGAGAUGAGCUCUGUGGUGAUAUUGGACCGAGAGGGUCAGGCCAGCUACCAGUUGACAGUGGUCGUUCAGGAUGGUGGUUCACCACCACUCAGUGCCACCGCAUCUGUCUAUGUUAUGGUCUUAGAUGAGAAUGACAAUGCUCCCGUCUUCAGCAACGUACCAGUGGGAGAGGAGCUUAUCCUUCAGAUCUUUGAAGGAAACUUAUCUGGUAAUCUAGUGACGACCCUCCAAGCCAAAGAUCCAGAUGAAGGAGAGAAUGGGACAGUGGUGUUCUCCUUGUCAGGCUCUUGGGCCCAGAGAUUCUCUCUGCACCCAACGACUGGUGAGCUCCGAGCAGCCACAGCUCUUCACCAGCGUGACAGACAGGAGUAUGAACUGAUGAUAUUGGCACAGGACCGUGGUCACCCUCCUCAGACCACCCCUCUCACCAUCCGCAUCCAGGUGCUGUCUUCCCCCAGUAAAUUCCCACUGUUUGACAGUGGUGCUGUCAGCCUUCAGUCUACUGAGGGAAUGGCCCCCGGCUCUGUCAUUGGGUCAGUGGCGUCGGGUGAGAAGUCAGCAUGGUUAGACGGCCAGGUGACCUACACAGUGGUCGGGGGCACAGACCAGGAUGGCCGUUUUCUGGUCGACAGGCUGGGUGGGGAGAUUUACGUGGCCCAGCAACUGGACUACGAGUCAGGCUCUCACUACCAGCUGGAGGUGGCGGUUGAUGAUUUGAGCAGUGGUUUCCCCCACCGCUCUAUUGUCCUGGUGGACAUCGACAUCCAGGAUCUCAAUGAAUACCCUCCCAUUUUUGCUGAGGAUCCCAUCACCAUCGUGAUUGGCGAGAAUGUUGACAUUGGUGCCUCCAUUUACACCUUCCACGCCAUUGAUAAGGAUGGGAGUGGCCCCAACAGUGAGGUUCAAUACUCACUGCUCCACCAGACACCGCCAGGACCUCGUCUGCAGCUUGAGCCCAUCUCAGGGAUGCUGACGGCCACGGAGCCCAUUGAUCGGGAACUCACUGCCUCCUUCCUGUUACUGGUCCAGGCCACCGAUCGGGCCAUCAACAGCAGCCAACGCAAGUCCUCAGCAGCCACUGUCCGUGUCUUUGUGACUGAUGACAAUGACAACAGCCCACGGUUCCUGUCGCCCACUUUAGUCAGCGUGCUGGAAAACCGGCCAGUUGGAUCGGUCGUCUCUCACAUCAUCGCUCAGGAUGCAGACCUGGGAGAGAAUGGCCGAGUGACCUAUCGCAUCAGGUCAGGGCUUGGACGUGCACACUUCCACCUCAGCCCAGACACAGGUGUACUGACUAUUAUUAAGGCACUGGACUGUGAAGAGCAGUGCUGGUUCAACCUAACAGUGGAGGCGUCUGAUCACGGAUCUCCCCGCCGUACCACCAGCCAACCUCUCUACAUUCAGGUUGUUGACAUCAAUGAUGAGCUACCCAGGUUCGACCACACGGCGUACGAGGCUCGAGUCACUGAGAACCAGUCUCCAGGCAUUCUUGUUAUCCAGCUACAUGCUACUGACAGAGAUCAAGGUUCCAAUGGGCUGUUGAGCUAUGGUGGGGUGACAGACAGCAGUUUCUCCAUUGACCCCGUUUCAGGGGUCAUUAGCACCAGCCGAACAUUGGACAGAGAGGAACAGGAUCUACAUCUGGUCACAGUUUAUGCUAAGGAUGGUGGAGUUCCUCCAAAUGUUGCUACAGUGACAGUUUGCAUCAGCAUUCAGGAUGAAAAUGACAACAGCCCACAAUUUGAUAAGGAUGUUUAUCAGCUCCAGGUCCCAGAGAACCAGAACCGUGUGACGCUCUUCACAAUUAAGGCCACAGACAAAGAUUCUGGUGAAAAUGGCCGUGUAGAAUAUGGGAUCAUUGGGGGUGAUCCUAACGGACAUUUCAACAUGGACCGGACCAGUGGUAUCCUGUCCACAAGCACCAGCCUGGACAGGGAAUCUGUCUCACACUAUACUCUGAUCAUUGUGGCAUGGGAUCAGGGGCACCCCCAGCGCAGCUGCUCGGCCUCAGUCUUUGUACACGUGUUAGACAUCAACGACAACACUCCCACCUUCCAGGAGUCCAGCUACAUGGCAGAGGUUGAAGAGGACAGUGCAGUUGGCACAAUAGUUUUGCAGGUAUCUGCAGUUGACGCUGAUGCAGGUCCCAAUGGCGAGGUGUUGUAUUACCUGAGUGGUGAGUCACUGGGCAUGUUCAGCAUUGACAAGACAGGGAAGGUGAGUACAACCACGACACUGGAUCGGGAGAAGCAUACCUCAUAUUCAUUCCUGGUGCGAGCCGUGGACUCUGCACCUUCGGAUCCCAGGAGUUCCACCACCCGGGUAGAAGUUAUUGUGAAGGACGUUAAUGACAAUUCUCCGCACUUCCUCACUGACCCACUCAUCGUAAACAUCUCCAGACACACUCCAGUCAAUGAGCUGGUAGCCACCAUGAAGGCAGAGGACAAAGAUUUCGGUGCAAACGCCUCCAUAUUCUACAGGUUCUCCACCAUGGUCCAUGGAUUCAGCAUUAACUCCUUUACUGGCGAGAUUCGCCUGCUGCAUGCAGUGAGCUCGAUGAGACUGAGAGAGCGCACACUCUUUGUGGUGGCCACAGACCAAGGGUCACCCGCCCGUUCAUCCACCGGAGUGGUAAUGGUGUACCUGAGGGAGGAACGUUACCUCGGCAUCCGCUUCCGGCGCAGUGUCAGUGAUGUGGCGCUGGCUGAGAAUUCCGCACCAGGCACGUCAGUGGUCAGGAUCCAAGCCCAGCAUCAGAAUGGCUCCAAUCGAGGAAUCCUCUAUAGUAUCUUCAGUGGGAAUGAGAGGGGUGCCUUCACUAUUCGCUCUCAUACUGGUGAUAUCUCCAUUAAGAGCUCAGCUGGGCUGGACUUUGAGGAAGCACCCCGCCUGCGCCUAGUUAUUAAGGCCGAAUCAUCAACAUCAGCUGUUUUCACCUCGGUCACACUUGUUCUGCAGGAUGUGAACGAUAACCUGCCCCAUUUCCAACAGCAGAAUUAUGUGGCCUUUCUCUGGGAGGCUCAGGGUUACAGCACACCAAUUAUGCAGGUUUUGGCAAAUGACCUGGACCAGGGUCAGAAUGGCCAGGUGAUGUAUUCCAUUGCAGCAUCACCUCAGAGCAACCUCUUCCAAAUCAACCCCCUAACCGGUGACAUCAGCACCGUGGCCAUCAUGGACAGAGAGAUCUGGCCCCAGGCGCAGUUGCGUCUGACAGCAACAGACCGGGGAACGCCAAGGCUAGUGGGCACAGCCACACUCUCCAUCAUCAUUCUGGACCUGAACGACAACAGCCCCACCAUCCCCUUACCCCAUGAGAUUCGGGUGGCAGAGAAUACUGCGAUUGGCUCAGAGAUCACCAAGGUGACAGGCAACGAUGUGGACUCAGGCCCAAUGCUCACCUACAGUCUGGCAACUGAAAGCCAAGUGUUCAGUAUCAGUCGUUACCAUGGAAUCAUCUCCCUGGCAGCGGAGCUGGACUUCGAGCAGCGCACAUGGUACCUGUUGACGGUUCACUCCUCUGACUCCAAACACAGCACUGAGGCAAACAUCACCAUCCGCGUUGAAGAUGUCAAUGACAACCCUCCUGUCUUUGUGCAGGAUUUGUACCAGGUGUCGAUAUCAGAGUUCACUCCUCCUGGCACCAGCAUCAUAACAGUCACGGCAACAGACAGGGACUCCGGAACAAACGGACAGAUCCUCUACUAUCUGAUGACCUUGGAGACUGGGCUGUUUAACAUUGACCCUCACAAUGGGACGCUGUUCACUGUGCGGGAGUUGAACCUCGAAGUGUCUGAGGCCAUGGAAUUGGUGGUUGAAGCCCGGGACCGCGGCCUUCCUACCCUCUCCUCGCGCAGCACGGUGCGGGUCCAGUUUCUGGAUGUGAAUGACCACUGGCCAACCUUCAGCCUGCCUGAGUACCAUACGCAGGUGUCCGAGGACCUACAGCCGGGCAGCACCGUCCUCACAUUUGAGGCAACCGACUUGGAUCCAUGGCUGGAUAACAGCGGCCUGGAUUAUACCAUCGUCAGCGGCAACACGGCCAACGUGUUCCAGGUGCACAGCUGGCUCCAGCUGCAAGACAACUGCUGGCGGACGCUGGGCAGCAUCAUGCUGGCCGAACCGCUGGACUUCGAGACGGCGUCCGCCUACAACCUGACCAUCGCCGCCUCGGAUCGCGGGGUGCCCCGCCGCAGCCGUACCGCCUCCGCCCUCAUCAGCGUCAGCGAUGUCAACGACAACCCGCCCGUCUUCAGCCGUGCUCGCUACCAGCUGACGGUAAGCGAGGCAGCGGCCGUGGGCACCGAGAUUGGCCGGGUUUUGGCCACUGACGCCGACUCGGGCACCGUCAUCCGCUAUUCCAUCAGCUCGGGAGACAGCGGUGGACACUUCACAGUGGGUGAGCGGAGCGGGGCCGUGCGCCUGGCCCGGCCGUUGGACCGGGAACUGCAAGCGCACCACCAUCUCAUCCUUCAGGCCAGCGACGGCCCCGGUCACGGCGUCCACUUCGCCCUGGCCCCACUCUCUGUGCAGGUAACCGACGUCAAUGACAACCGGCCACGGUUCCCGGUUCGCCGGCUGAGCGCCAGCGUGCGAGAGAACAUGCCGGCCCGCUCACUGGUCACUACGCUCCGUGCUACUGAUCUGGACUCUGGUGGUUUCGGAGAGCUGCGAUACUCACUGGUGGUGCGGGCGGGGGCAGAGUCCUUCACCUUGGACCCGCUCUCCGGGGAACUACGCACCAAGCGGCCCUUCGACUUCGAGCGGCUUCACUCGCUGGAUGUUCUUGCGCAGGCGGUGGACCCGGGUAACGCCUCGGCCACCGUCACAGUUCAGGUGCUGAUCACCGGCGAGGACGAGUAUGAUCCAGUAUUCAGCCAACCCGCCUACAGCUUCGCCGUGCCGGAGGAUGCGCCGCGAGGAUGCAGCAUUGGCCGGGUUCUGGCUACUGACGAGGACCACGGCCCAGACGGCCUAGUGCUCUACUCGCUGCUGACGCCAUCACCCUAUUUCAUGGUGAAUGGCAGCACCGGGGAGGUAUUACUGAAGGUAGACGGCCGGAGGCGGCCAGGCAGUCGGGCCCGGAGGGAGGCGCGUGCCCUCACCCUGACCAUCCAGGCGCGGGGUCCGCUGGCCGGCUCCCGCUCCGCUCACACCCAGGCCACCGUGGACAUCAGUCACACUUCGCUCGGGCUGCCGGCCGAAGUAAGCCCACUGCUGGUGGGCGCACUGGCCGCCUCGUUGGCCAUCGGCGGGAUGCUGGCGGUCAUCGGCCUGACACUGGUCAUCCUGCGGGCAAGGAGGAAGCGGAGACGCGCCGAAGGUGGCCUCCGGGAGAAAGCACUGGAGAAGCUGGCGGUCGAGGGGACCCUGCCCGCCAGCGAGCACAUCUACCACCAGGCGCUGCCUGGCUACCCUUCUGCGCCGGCCGCCCUCGGUCCACCCUACAGCCGUGGCGACUCCGUUGACCCAUCGCACUCGAGCGGCCGCGGUUCGGCAGAGGCGGCCGAGGACGACGAGAUCCGCAUGAUUAACGAGUACCCGCGGCUGGGAAGCGUGUCCGCCCGCGGCCCCGAUUCCGGCAUCCAGCAGGAUGCUGACCGUCUGUCAGACGUCUCCACUGAGCCGGCUGCCGACUGGCUGAAGCAGAAGAAAGGGCCCUCCGUGUUGUUGCCGGGGUCGGUGCCGCAGCCGGCGUUCCGGGAUCACGCUGGGGGCUUCCCGGUGGGUGGAGUGGGGCUCGGGUCCUGUCACGCCAAGGACUGCGUCUUUGCUGAAGAUGGGCGCCCUCUGGCUCAGGGAUCGCUGACGGCCAUCGUAGCCAGCGAUGAGGAGCUGAGGGGCAGCUACAAUUGGGACUAUCUCCUCAACUGGUGCCCGCAGUUUCAGCCGCUCGCCAGCGUCUUCACUGAGAUCGCCCGCCUCAAGGACGAAAGCGCCCCCCGCAAACAGCUACCGGCCAAACCCAAGGUAGAUCCCAAGCCUUGCAUCGACCCUCCGCCACUUAUCACUUCAGUGGCCCACCCGAAUGCCAUGUCUGUGCCCCCUCGGCUGGCAGUGGGAAGAAAACAGAUGCCAGCCAUGCGCCGCUCGCCCAUCACUAGCGACGCCUCCAUUGCCUCGGCGGCCAUGUCCCCGAGCUUUUCUCCCUCACUCUCCCCUCUGGCUGCACGGUCCCCGGCCGUUUCCCCCUUCGACGUCUCGCAAGGACCGCCGGCCUCGGUCAUCAGCACUGAACACUCCCUUGACACUGCCGAGGAAGCUGAGCUGCACAUCUGACUCUGCCUUGGCCCCUAUCACACACCAGUCACGAGGGUGGACAGCGAGACAACAUUAGUAUUUCUCAAAACUGGGGAUAUAGCAGGAAUGUCAUUCCAGGAAACAAAUCCAGAACAAAUCUCCAUGGAUCUGUUGAAAAUUUGUUAAUAGUUCAACGACAAGUAAAAAUUGGACACAAGCUAAUCCUGAAACUGGGCGACCAGCAGAGAGAAAGAAAGUGUCAAGAUAAUGUGAAAGGUGGCCUUGAAUCAAAGGAGGUGGGGUUUUUGAGUGUGUGAUGGGAUGGUGCAAAGGGAGCUUCACUGUGUCUGACCCUGGGAGUGUGUGAUGGGACAGUGUAGAGGGAGCUUCACUCUGUGUCUGACCCCGGGAGUGUGUGAUGGGACGGUGUAGAGGGAGUUUCACUCUGUGAUUGACCCCGGGAGUGUGUGAUGGGAUGGUGCAAAGGGAGCUUCACUGUGUCUGACCCUGAGAGUGUGUGAUGGGACAGUGUAGAGGGAGCAUCACUCUGUAUCUGACCCCAAGAGUGUGUGAUGGAAUUGUGUGUGUAUUUGGUGGGGGUGGGGGGAAGUUUCACUCUGUAUGUGAUGGGACAGUGUAGAGGGAGCAUCAGUCUGUGUCUGACACUAGGAGUGUGUGAUGGUAUGGUGUGGGGAAGCUACACUCUGUGUCUGACCCUGGGAGUGGAGUGUGUGAUGAGACCUUUUGGAGGGAGAUUCAGUCUUUGUCUGACCCAUGAGAGUGCAUGAUGGGACAGUGUAGAGGGAGUUCACUCUGUGUCUGACCCCGGGAGUGUGUGAUGGGAUGGUGUGGAGGGAAGUUCACUGUGUGUCUGACCCUGACCCUGGCAUUGUGUGAUGGGACCAUGUGGGGGGAGCUUCAUUCCGUAUCACAACCCCAGGAAUGUGUGAAGGGACGGUGUGGAGGGAGCUUCAGUGUGUGUCUGACCCUGGGAGUGUGUGAUGGGACAGUGUAGAGGGAACUUCACUCUGUGUCUGACUCUGGGAGUCUGUGAUGGGACAGUGUAGAGGGAGUUUCACUCUGUGUCUGACUCUGGGAGUCUGUGAUGGGACAGUGUAGAGGGAGUUCACUCUGUGUCUGACUCUGGGAGUCUGUGAUAGGUCAGUGCAGAGGGAGUUCACUCUGUGUCUGACUCUGGGAGUCUGUGAUGGGUCAGUGCAGAAGGAAGUUUGCUCUGAGUCUGGGAUGGUGUGGAGGGAGCUUCACUCUCUGUCUCAUUCCAGCAGUAUGUUAAGGGAUGGUGUCUGGGGGGCUUCAUUCUAUCUUUGACCCCAGGGCAGUGUAGAAGGAGCUUCACUUUGUGUGCGGAUUUGAUGUGCCUGUUCUUGAUGAGACAGCACAAACUAUUUUAUAUAAGUUGGAUCGAGGUAGAGAAGUUAGAGAAAGUCAGACAAUGUUGGCAGAGUUUGGGGAUGUGGACAGUACAAGGAGCACUCCAAGUUAAUGUCUGAGGUCAUUCUCACCAAAUGAUCUUGAUGGUGGAGUGCAGUUAAUACUGCUUGGGGUCAGAGUUUCCUUUAUUUUGGGAUUAGAGUGAUUUGCUAUUCUGAAUCGCUCCAAUUUAUGUGUGAAAGGGAAAUUUAUUUUUCAGUUGAACAUUAUUAAUGUGUAAUUGGCUAGCAUUUUCCUAUUGAUGGAGGAGACAGAUUACCUUCUUGUCAUGUUCUAUUUGAAUCCUCACCUCUUAAGCUCCCACCUCAACCUACGCCAGACUGACGCAGUCACUUUGCUGUAAGAGGAGGUUUAUGUUUGGUAAGAUUGUGAACUCUGUCUGGAGUUCCGAUUCCUGAACAUUUGCCGGGGCCACAGACACUGGCCAGGCUGGGAAAACAGUGGUGCUGUGAGACUGGCUUGUUAUGUGGCCGUCAGUAAUAGCAGGACCUCAAUGUGAAACAAUGUGAUUGUACUUAUGGGCAAUCAGGGCAGCAGCGAUGUGUGUGUCCAUCGGUGAUGUGGUGUUCAUGUGGUGGAAACCUGUCCAGGAACCGGAAGCAGAGGUGGAGUGUCUGGGGCAGUAAUGUGGCAUUUACUGCACACUGCCCAGGGUCCAGACAAGGCCAGAGGUCGCUUCAGGACAACCUGAGGUCGAUAUUGAGUCAGUUUCUAUCAUUAAGGAUGUAAACUCUCACUUUGCUGUAGUUCUGGUUAACUUGGUCAUUUUGUGUAAAUAGUUGCCUAUAAACUGAUGGAGGACAAAAACCCCUGGGAUAUCGGUGCCUCGGCCAAUCAGUUAUUUGUUCAAUAUUUUAUUGUUUCUAAAUGCUGCGUGACGAUUGGUGAGACAAUGGCAUUUCCAUAACAACCACCUAUUCCCUGGGGUCAACAACGGGAGAGGUGAGGAGAUGGUCAGAGACAAAUCACAGACUGCGGUCAGGAGGGACAUUCACUGAGUGACUGGACACAGUCCACUGUGCAGCAGCCCCAGCAGGCAUUGCCCAGUAAUAGCCACCCCUCGCUGGAAGACUGAUCACACAUACUGACCCUCACUGGAGGAUGGGUCCCUCACACAUACUGACCCUCACUGAGUGACGGUCCCACACACACACUGACCCUCACUGGGGGACAGUCCCACACACACACACUGACCCUUACUGGGGGAUGGGUCCCUCACACAUACUGACCUUCACUGAGUGACGGUCCCACACACACACUGACCCUCACUGGGGGACAGUCCCACACACACACACUGACCCUUACUGCGGUUGGGUCCCACACACACACUGGCCCUCACUGGGGAACAGUCCCACACACACACUGGCCCUCACUAGGGGAUGGUCCCACACACUCACACCCUCACUGCGGUUAGGUCCCAAACACUGACCCUCACUGCGGUUGGGUCCCACACACACUGACCCUCACUAGGGGAUGGUCCCACACACUCACCCAUACACACACACACUCUGACCCUUACUGGGGGAUGGUCCCACACACACUCAUUGGGGAUGGUCCCACACACACUCUGACCCUCACUGUGGUUGGGUCUCACACACAGUGCUACAGAUAUCUGCCUGUAGUAUUAGGUUUCCUUUAGCACCGUUGGUUUUGUGUAAGUUGAUAAAUUUCCUUGUGUAAUCCAUAACUGUGUAUUAAUGUUAGAGCACAUUACCAGAAUUCUAGGGGCAUUAAUCAGGGGCAGGUACCGAAGAUUAUUACUCCUUUUUCUAAUCCAGGGGGCACUGUUCUCCAGCCUGGGCCAGAAUCCCUGGAUAUUCUUCUCACUAGUAACACAUGGGUUAAUGGACAGUGCUUGAAAGCAGGAACCCUGGCAGAUACCCUCCUCACUGUGAUACCAGAGGUCGCUGGUCAGUGAUGGGGAGUAGGACCCUUGGCUGAAUCCUGCUCACUGUGAACCUGGGUCACUAGUCAGUGAUGGGGAACUCUGACUGAUCUCCUCCCCUUCCCUGGGUGAUAUGUUUGUGUAUAGAUCUCACCUGGGUCAUGUGGGUAAUGUGCACUGAACACUGGGAACCUGUGGCAAGUGACGAUGGUUAUUCUCUGCUUUGUGAGCACAGAAACAGGUAGUGCAGCAUGAUCCUCUACUAUGCAAGAGCAUGGUAUCACACACGGAAAUGUCGAGUAGUGUGGUGAGAGCUACUUGUGGCCACUCCACUGCUGAGUCUGAGAGAGUCAUAGAAAACUACAGUGCAGAAACAAGCCAAACUGUGAAUCCAAAUGUAGCUUAAAAAUUGAACCCGCAUCUAUCAGUGGUGCUGGCAGUUCAUUUCACACUUUGAGUGAAGAAGUUCCCCAUGUUCCCUUUAAACAUUUCACCUUUCACCUUCUCACCAAACCUCAUUGGAAAAACCUUGCUUGCAUUUACCCAAUCUAUACCCUUCAUAAUUUUGUACACCUCUAUCAAAUCUCCCCUCAUUCUCCUAUGCCCCAAGGAAUAAAACCUUAACCUCUGCAACCUUUCCCUGUAACUCAGGUCCACAAGCACCACAAAUUUUCUCUGCACUCUUUCAAACGAUAUCUUUCUUGUAGGUAGGUGACCAGAAUUCUAAUGCACUCUUUCAAGCUCAUUGAUAUCUUCAUGAUAUAACAAUAACAGCUCCCCAGAAUUCCCACCUGACACCAAUGGAGACAAGUGGAGGCAGCUGUAACCCCCAGUGGGGGUGGGACUAACCUCAGUGGAGGUGGGCCUAAUGCCAGUGGAGGCAAGGGUAUCAAUCCUGUGGAAGAAUGAUGAAGUGCACAGGUUUACUCGCGAAUGGUUCAACAGGAAGCAGAAGAUUCAAUGGCAAUAUUUAUUUUUACACUCUGUAAUAUAAGAGCUGUGUUUUGUAUUCUGAUGUAAUAGACUUGCAUGACUCUGUAACGGAGAUGGCGGCUGCACAGGGGCCAGUUCCAAGGACUCGGCUUUUGGUCAGUACCUACACUGGCUCUGGUCAGCUGUUAUGAGCAGAAUUUUCAUUAAAUCCACCAAUUUGUACAAAAGCUUUUCCUGUAUGUUUCAGUUUUUGAUGAUAGGUACACCUGCUUCAUCACAUCUGAUAUAAAU